UUUUACUAUAUAACCUUCUUUCUCUUUCCAUUGCCAUAAAGUUUCUCAUCUUCUGGAAAGAGAAAAAGAAGGGAGGGAGGGAAGAGUGAAGAUCUGAAUCAAUUCAGUUUGAGAAUUCACAAAAGAAGAAAACAUCAACAACAACAACAACACAGAUAGAUAGAUAGAGAGAGAGAGUGUGUGUGUUGUGUGGUGUUUGUGAUAUGGGUGGGGUAACUUCAUCCAUGGCAGCGAAAUUCGCGUUCUUCCCACCAAACCCACCAUCGUACAAGCUUGUCACUGACGAACUCACUGGCCUUCUUCUCCUCACUCCUUUCCCUCACCGCGAGAACGUUGAAAUUCUCAAGCUUCCAACACGCCGUGGCACUGAGAUUGUGGCACUCUACAUUCGGCACCCAAUGGCCACUUCCACAGUGCUCUACUCUCAUGGAAACGCUGCUGAUCUAGGCCAGAUGUAUGAGCUCUUCAUCGAGCUCAGCAUCCACUUGCGCGUUAACCUCAUGGGGUAUGACUAUUCUGGGUACGGGCAGUCAUCAGGGAAGCCAAGUGAGCAGAAUACAUAUUCAGAUAUUGAGGCUGCAUACAAGUGUCUAGAAGAAAGUUAUGGUACCAAGCAGGAAGAUAUAAUCCUUUAUGGACAAUCUGUUGGCAGUGGCCCAACUUUGGAUCUUGCAGCUAGGUUGCCUCAAUUAAGAGGUGUUGUUCUGCACAGUCCCAUACUAUCUGGCUUAAGGGUCAUGUAUCCAGUGAAGCGUACAUACUGGUUUGACAUAUACAAGAAUAUUGACAAAAUUCCACUAGUUAAUUGUCCAGUUCUCAUAAUUCAUGGUACUUCAGAUGAAGUUGUAGAUUGCUCCCAUGGUAAGCAACUCUGGGAACUGUGUAAAGAGAAGUAUGAACCACUGUGGCUAAAAGGAGGUAACCACUGUGAUUUGGAGCUCUUUCCUGAGUACAUCAGGCAUCUGAAGAAGUUUGUAUCAACGGUUGAGAAAUCUCCAUCACAACGAUACAGUUUCCGAAGGAGCACAGACCAGUUUGAGCAGCCUCGAAAGAGUACAGAUAUUUUUGAAGUAAGUAGAAAGAGCACUGAUCGUAGAGAAAAACCAAGGAAGAGCACAGACAGGCCAGAAAAGCUGAAAAGUUUGCCUAAUAAUGCUGAUAUGUUAGAGAAAUUGAGAAUGUCUUUUGAUCAUAAGGAAAGGUCUCGGAGAAGUGUGGAUUGUCAUGAGAAGUCUCGAAAAAGCAUUGAUCAUCAACUAGAAAAAGCAAGGAAGAGUGUUGACAGGCUUGACAGAAUAAGGACUGGUUAAUUCUUCUUAUAAUCAAAUUAUAUUCAUGCAAGGGUUGGUUUUCUGGGGCUAUUUCUUUUUUCUUUUUUAAAUUGGUCUAUGGUUUUUGGAGUAUGGCUUAUGUCAGAUAUGAUAACUAUUAGCAUUGAAGAAAGAGUUUGGUGUUACAGUGGGAUUCACUUUUCAUUCA
Molecule: messenger RNA, 1479 nt
Organism: Gastrolobium bilobum
Lineage: Eukaryota; Viridiplantae; Streptophyta; Magnoliopsida; Fabales; Fabaceae
Exons: 5
Coding region: 204-1310 (368 amino acids)
Source: RefSeq, a predicted model, not a curated record